GCAAAUACAUAAGUGGGACCGGAGAAAAUAAAAGAAUUUCGCGGUCGAUUGUUCCUAUUUUAAGUUUUAAUCUAUCUGAAAAAAAACAAUCUCGUCACACCUCCGUACAAUCGCCAUGGAUGUGUCUACCGUAGAUGGUUUUAAUUCGUGGCUCAACGGGAAGCUGCGAGAUUUCAACACCGAUGAGGGUGUGUUUGGUUCUUACAUUAUGAGCAUUCUCGAGGGUGACGAAACCAACGAUGAAAAAACCGAAGCUCUGGAGGGGAUCCUGGCGGAAAUUCUAGAAACCGAUUUGAACACAUUCAUAAAAGAAAUUCUCGACAAAUGGAAACAAUGCCAGCAGGUGGAGGAUGCUGGGGCAGCUUCAAAGAUGAAACUGGAUGUCGAUGAGCAGUUGGCCAAGUUGCUGGAAAGUCAGAAGCUUGCCAAGAAGGAGGAACGUGAAUACACGGAAGAAGAGCGACGAAUCAAGCAGCAAAUUUUAUCGCAAUAUAGUCAGCUCUCGGAAAGCGAACCGGAUGGCGAGGACGACGAUGACGGAGCCGGCGGAGGAGGGGCGCCUUCUUCGUCGUCAAACGGAGGUCUCGCGCGUAACACUAACGCCGCCGACGUAGCCGCCUUGGUACGGGAAAAGCGCGAACAGGCCAAACUGGAAAGCCAGCAAAAGAAGGAAAAGGACAAACAGGACCGCGAAAAGCAGAAACAGCUGCGCGAGGAAAAGAAAGAAAAGCGCAAGACCGUCAAGGGCGAAAGACGACGGUAGCGCCCUUGAAUGUGGGGAUUCGUCGAGUUCAAGAUUUGUACAGGAAAUAGGUAUGGCCGAUGGUAGCGACGGCAGAUUGACGUGGAAAUGUGGAGCAUGCGUAACACUUCCGAAAUCGAUUUCGUUCAGUUAUAAUAGCUUUCCGAUAAAGAUCUGAAGCAGAUACGCAAUAAAAAAACUAAUUGUCGGAAAAAAAUACAA
Aedes albopictus (Asian tiger mosquito) is the source of this 964-nucleotide messenger RNA. Its product is annotated as coiled-coil domain-containing protein 43. NCBI's taxonomy places the organism in Eukaryota, Metazoa, Arthropoda, Insecta, Diptera, Culicidae. The transcript has 3 exons. The coding region runs from base 116 to 763 and encodes 215 amino acids. The record is from RefSeq and is a predicted model, not a curated record.